AUGCCUCCCUUACAGCUUGAGGGAAAUGACGACUACGAAGCUAUUGCCCGGGCUGUUCAGCCGGUACCCCGCCAUCGCUCCCACGACCCCGCCAGCAACGAGAAGCGAACAGAUCCCUUCCAAUUCGGCUCGCGCUAUCUCGAAGAAGGCGACGAUGUAUUUGAAUUCAACGCAUGGGAUCACGUCGAAACUGAUGCUGAGUACCGCGAGUAUGCGGAGCUUCAAUAUCUGAAGCAAAAGGAGUCGCCUGUCCCCGAAGACGCUCGCGAGAAAUACAACGCCAACCCAUCCAAAUUCUGGAACUUAUUUUACAAACAUAAUACGAGCAAUUUUUUCAAGAAUCGCAAAUGGCUGCAGCAAGAAUUCCCCAUCCUGGCCGAAGUAACGCAAGCAGACGCGGGGCCCACGGUUAUCUUGGAGGUUGGUGCGGGUGCGGGUAACUCUGCUUUUCCGAUCCUCGCAAGUAAUAAGAAUGAGCGGCUUAGGCUGCAUGCAUGCGAUUACUCUAAAAAAGCAGUUGAAGUUAUGCGCAAGAGUGAGCACUAUGAUGAGAAGUAUAUGCAAGCGGAUGUAUGGGAUGUUUCGGCUGAGGUAGAGGUGGAUUCAUUUCCACCUGGACUUGGACCAGAUUCUGUGGACGUGGUUGUGAUGAUUUUUAUCUUUUCAGCACUAUCGCCCAAUGAGUGGGGACGUGCGGUGGAAAACAUAUACCGAGUUCUGAAGCCUGGGGGACAUGUACUUUUUAGAGAUUAUGGGAGGGGGGAUCUCGCGCAGGUGCGAUUUAAGAGCGGGAGGUGGAUGGGCGAAAACUUCUACGUCAGGGGGGAUGGAACGAGAGUCUAUUUUUUCGAGAAGGAUGAGUUGAUCCGUAUCUGGGGUCGAUGGAGUCCUCGGAACGGAAUUCCUGAAAACGGGAAGGGCAUCGAUGCACGUAGAACGUGCUCUUUCCCAGAUGCGCCACCAGACGAUGCCGGAUUUGAAAUAUUAGACCUUGGAGUUGACCGGCGACUAAUCGUCAAUCGGCAACGGAAACUGAAGAUGUAUAGAUGCUGGAUGCAAGGCCGUUUUCAGAAGAGGAAGGUCGAAAUGCGUAAUUCCAGUGCUCCAGAACCUUUUACCCAAACAGUUGAACUCCCCAACUAA
This is a messenger RNA of Paracoccidioides brasiliensis Pb18, 1143 nucleotides long. Its product is annotated as tRNA(Thr) (cytosine(32)-N(3))-methyltransferase. Gene Ontology annotation, molecular function: tRNA (cytidine-N3)-methyltransferase activity. The record is from RefSeq and is a predicted model, not a curated record. Bases 1 to 1143 code for a protein of 380 amino acids. The transcript has a single exon.